Daphnia magna is the source of this 3301-nucleotide messenger RNA. Its product is annotated as integral membrane protein GPR155. The record is from RefSeq and is a predicted model, not a curated record. Lineage: Eukaryota; Metazoa; Arthropoda; Branchiopoda; Diplostraca; Daphniidae. The transcript has 17 exons. Bases 24 to 2774 code for a protein of 916 amino acids. Gene Ontology annotation, cellular component: membrane. Gene Ontology annotation, biological process: intracellular signal transduction; transmembrane transport.
UACCCUGACAAAUUGACUGGACAAUGGCUAACUUGAGCCAGCAGGUCGUCGAACAAAUGGAUAUUAUCGUGGAUGUCGGUGGACUACAAUUCGAAAAUUUAUAUCCUGUGCUACUUCAGACAUUUGUUGUCAUCGUCCUUGGGUACUUGAGUGGUAGGUGGGGUAUAAUCGGUCAGGUGGAAUCUAAAGGUUUGAAUACCUUUGUCGGUAAUUUUGCCUUGCCUUGCAUCAUUUUCACGGCUCUAGCCGAGCUGGAUUUCAGCCGAGUCAAUUGGAUGUUUCUGAUGGCCAUACUGAUCAGCAAAGCUGCCGUAUUUGUUGCUGUCGUUGUAUUCACGCUUCUCUUGACCAAACCGAUGAAUUUCUCCAAAGCUGGACUCUUUGCCAUUUUCUGCACGCAGAGCAAUGAUUUUGCUCUGGGAUAUCCAAUCGUGGCGGCCGUUUACGGAAAUAGUCAUCCAGAAUAUGCCAAAUACCUGUACGUGAUGGCACCCAUUUCGCUAGUGUUGCUCAAUCCUUUGGGUUUUCUCUGCAUGGAAGUGGGCGAAAGGCUGAGAGAGAGCAGACGUCUUGCACAGAAAAUAAUUCCAAUUCAACAGGCGGAUGCUUCCACCGGAAGCGACAAUCAGCUUAGCCGAAAGGUUAGCACAUCUUCCUCUGGAUCGCUAUCCAGCUCCAAUCACAGUCGAAGUCAUGCCAAUCGUUGCAAGAUAUUCUUGACUGUCUGGAAAAAUAUGUUGUUUACUCCGAUUGUUGCAAUGACCGUCAUGGGUAUUGCUGUCAACUUUCUCUGCGAUCACCAAAUACCGGCCAUUCUAAAAAACCUGUGCGGGGUGCUCAGUUCGGCGUUUAGUGCGACUGCGCUCUUCGCCCUUGGCUUGCGAAUGGUUGGCAAAACGCAAGGUUCUGGUGGUGCCAAAUUCGUCGUACCCGGCAUUCUUAUUGGUGUCAAAUGUCUAGUUAUGCCUAUCGUGACCCGUGAAGUGACCCUUCAUUUAGACCCGGGGAUGAAUGGCAAUGCUUCACUCGACUUGAGUAAUUUGGGUUUUCUCCUGGGCACUUUCCCUUCGGCUCCUGGAAUUCUAUUUUACGCAAUACAAUACAACGUAGCUGUUGACAUGAUUGCUACGGCUAUGGUAGCCGGGACUUUCUUCUCGCUUCCAAUUAGCGUCGUCUCGUCGAAAAUGAUUUCACUCUCAUCAGCCAAUCCUGCAGAUUACAUCAGCUUACUCGAUUCGUUUUUGAUACGCAUCGCAAUAAUAGGACUCGUUUGCACGCUGUUUAUGCAAGUGAUCUUCUUGGCUAGUAAAAAAUGGAAAAAGGCACCUCAUUUCGUCACUUUAUGCCUGACAAUAACUCAAAGCAUGGCCUGCCUUGGUAUCAUCUUAUGGUACAACUUGGGCCGUGACGAACCGUGGAAAAAACACGUCCAAUUCAUGACGUUCGCAGUCGGUGUUUUCGGGUCACGGAUCUGGUCUGCUCUGUUAUCCGUUACUCUACUUCUUCUGCGCAUGAAGAAAUUAAGCUUCGUCCUCAAUAAAUGUCGUCCCUUUCUUCUGGUCGUCGGAUGGGGAAUACCUGUAGUGCUUUCUUCUUGCCUUUGCGCGUUCGCCACUCACAACCGUCUUGAAGGCGACAACCCCAAUUUCCAGUAUGGCAAACUCCAGGCUUUAGUAGCCUCAACUGUCCUGAUCGUCAGUUUUUCAGUCACUGUCAUCUGCUUGGUGUGGCAGCAACGAUUAAGUAAACAGCCAGCUAUUACUAGAGUGGCGUCUAGCGUCAGUAGCAGAAUGUCCACUUGCUCAUCAUCGACUUCCUUGUCGACGCCAAGCGAACUUCUUUUCGAUGCGUUCCAGUACACACCCAGGAGCAGCACUCGUACCAGCACCACGUCCAUCGACUCAAACAAUUUCCACCAUCUUCCCAUAAGCAAAGGUGCCCUGCUAGUUCAAGAAUCAUUUUACACCGGCGAUCCUUCUUCUUUUAACGAAUACAACAAAUCCGCAGCGUUGAUGGUUGAAAGUUUAUUCAGUCCGUGUGAUGAUGCACCUGGUUAUGGAAUGGAUGUGCCGGCCGAUGAGCUUCAGAGUCGUAAGGGAUCCUUGGCGUCGUUGAGCAGGAACCCACAGGCGAUGUUGGCUGGAAUGCGACUGACAGAGCCGGAGGAAUCGGGAAUCGUUCGUGAUCGCGACGAUGAGUUCCAAAUCACUAGACAUGUCGGUCUCCUUCUAACGCUUGGCUCUUCCAUGUUUGUCGGGAUUGCCGUCUGCGUGUGGACUUUGGUGAUGGAAGAGAUGACUGGCAUCUACGUCAUGUUACUCUUUUUAGACGAAACUCUUAAUUUCGGACAAGGAAUUUUUGUUUUAGUCAUUUUCGGCCUAGAACCUCGCCGUUUCCUGGCUCCUGUUUGGUCGGGAUUGAAACGGCGCAACAAGCUGAAGACGGUUGCCAGUUUGCUGUCGUUAACAGAAGCCGGCGAUGAGAACAAAAGAAACGAGCAGACCGUUGACCACACUUGCGAACAGUUCAUGAUGUUCUACAUGGACAAAUGCAUCCGAGAUUUGGUCUGCGAUCGCAAGUGGCACCUGAAGGAAUACAGAGACGUAUUCUGUGGCAACGAAAUGGUCGACUGGCUACUUUUGAUGGGUUUGGCACGCGAUCGUAGCCAGGCAGAGAAGUACGGACAAGGUUUGCUUGACGGAGGUAUAAUAAACCACGUGGACGGCCGAAAAGAUUUCCACGAUCAGCCAUAUUUUUAUUCGUUUACCCAGUGAUUAGCUAAUGCCAAUAAGAGGCUUGUUGACAUUGUAAUUACUUGACGUGAUAGUUAUGGAGACAAACGUCCGUUAAGCAGGCUACGUGAUGAAUUUCAGCGUCUCUCUCACGAGUUCUUUCCUGUAGGCGAUCAACAACUGCAAUGAUCAUGUUCUACUUAUUUAUCGAUAACUCUGUGGACUUUCGUGUUGUCCAUCUGUCGUUGAUUUUUCAAAGCUGAUUUGUAUGACCUUGGCCUUUUAUGUCCCUCUCGAUGAACUUUUCUAGCUUCACGAGAAUUUGAUUUUGUCAAACCAUAACAACUUAUUUGAAACAAAUUGCCAACUAUUUUUUAAAACAACUAUCGUUUUAUAUUUGUGCGCGACUUUUUAAUCGUUUUCCUUUUAUUGCCACCGUUAUAUUAUUAAUUGUUCGGAUUUUUCUUUGUACGUUUUGCGAUAGAAAAAAUGAUUGAAAGAUAUUAUGUAUUCCGCCAAAUACGAGAAGCACACUUUAAAAUGGAAGAAAAAUACAUCGUGAAAAACAA